CUGGGAUCUUCGGAAAUGGGAGGUGGCCAAGACAGCAGGCGGCGGGCGGGCGCAGCGAUGGGCGAGCGCACGGGCGCGGGCGGCGGCGCCUGAACCCGGGGGCGCGGGGGACGGGCGGCGCGCCGCUGACAGACGCGACUCGAAGACUGGAGGGGGGACUCUGUUCUCCCGCCCCCCGGCUUUGAAGUCCCGGGGAGCAAAAGGAGGAGGGGGAGGGAGGGAAGGCGCUGCUGCUACUGCUACAGCUGGCUCUCCGAUCCUCUUCUGCGCUCCUACGCCUUCAUUCCCCCCUUCAUUCGACCUCUUCUUCGGAGCCUGAAUUUGCCAGGAGCCCAUAGCGUAUGUGGAUAAAGUUCUCCCUACUUCCUGCUGCACUUUUCUUCAGUGAAGUGAAGUUUGUGUGUUUCCUUGAGUCUCACACCUCAGUCCCCAAGGAACAGUGUGGGGGAAGGUAUAAAAGUUAAUGUUUUCAUCCACCCGGACAAAGGAGAAUGGGGACCCUACACCCAAAAGAAUGAAGACUCGACAGAAUAAGGACUCUAUGUCAAUGCGGAGUGGUCGGAAGAAGGAGACUCCAGGGCCCCGAGAGGAGCUCAGGACACGGGGCCGAGCCUCCCCAGGUGGUGUUAGCACCUCCAGCAGCGAUGGCAAAGCUGAGAAAUCUCGACAACCCACCAAGAAGGGCCGUGUGGAGGAGUCAAUGGCCCCCAAAGGAAGCAAGCAGGGUCGACCAGAGGAGAUUUCAGAGAGUGAAGGCGAGGACACCAAUGCCCCAAAGAAAACUAAAACAGAGGAACUCCCAAGACCUCAGUCUCCCUCAGAUGUCGACAGCCUAGAUGGCCACAGCUUCAAUGAUGAGACAAGCAGUGACCCCCGUGACAUCGACCAGGAUAACCGGAGCACUUCGCCCAGUGUCUACAGCCCUGGCAGUGUGGAGAAUGAUUCUGAUUCCUCCUCUGUGUUGUCACAGGGCCCAUCCCGCUCGUACCAUCACCCCCCACUAUUCCCUCAGAGCCCCUCCCCUGCCCCCCUGCCUGAAAGCCUAGCUCGUCCACCAGAUCCAAGCUUCAACUUAGCCGGAGAGGUUCAUCCUCAGGGCCCUCCAGGUGGCUACCAAUCCCAGCUCGAAGCCCAGGCCUCCAGGAUUUUCCAGGCCCAAGGAGCACCCGUUCCCACACCAUCCACCAACUCUUCCUCAUCCCCUUCCUCCUCCUCCUCCUCCAGUACCCAUGUUUCUCUCUACUCUAAUGCUAAUGUGGUGCAGAUUGGGCCCAAAGCUGCAAAUGCAGGAGCGGGCAUUCCAGCACCAGGUGGGCGUGAGCAGUCCCUCAGUGCCAAGCACAACCCACCCCCAACUACCCCUAUUUCCCUAGCAUCUGUAGCUGGUGGCAUGCCCCCUCAGAAGACACCUCCAAACAAUCCCCCAUCAGUACCUCCUUCUUCUGCUGCCAGCUUCCCCCAUGUCUUAGCCAACUUGCCUCCUCCACCAGCUUUGCGCCCUCUUAACAACAUGGCUGCCACCUCUAGCUCACCAGGGAUGGUAGGACAAGCCUUGAGUGGACACCUUCCAUCACCGCAUGGGAUGGGGCAGGAGAAGUCACCUGCCCCUUCACGUUAUCCCUAUGCUCCCGCUCCUCCUCCUCCUCCUCCCCCACCCCCACCCAGCUCUUCAGCUCAGUACCCUCUCCCUCCCCCUUCACAGGCACUGCCCAGCUACAGCUCCUCCUAUGGGCACUCCUUCCCCCCACCUAGCAGCCUCUCCGUCUCCAGCCAACCGCCCAAGUACACCCAGCCCUCCAUGCCCUCGCAGCCUGUGUGGAGCCAAGGUCCGCCACCAUAUAGUCGCCCUCUUGGCAACACCAGCUCCCACCCUCCAGCCUCCUUCCCUGGCCAGGCCACCCAUCACCAGCAACAGCAUCAUCACAACCAUGGCAGUGGCGCAGGGCUCUCUCCAGCGGCGGCGGCGGCUGCUCCCCAGGCACCUGGAGGAUAUUCCCAUCCACUAGAGCCAGGCCCACAUCACCCCUCCCAUGCUGCCUAUGGGCUACGCCUCUACCCACCUCACAGCCAUACCACAUACAGCCAGGCCCCCUCUGCAUCCUCCUCCUCUUCCUCUUCUUCCUCUUCUUCCUCCUCCUCCUCCUCCUCAGCCCCCUCUUCCUCCCAGGGGACAUACCCAGGAGUCUGCAGCCACCCCCAAGGGCAGAGCGCUGCCACUUACGCCUUUCCUCCACCACCACCACCUUCACCUGCACAUGGGGCUGGACCCCCAGUCACCUCUGCCUCAGUCACCCUCUCCACUGUCAUAACCACAAUGGCCUCCUCCUCCGCAGCCCCCUACAAGACAGCCUCGCCUCCAGUGGGCCCCCCUGCCGCUGUGGCCCCUUAUGGAAAGCGAACCGCUUCGCCGUCUCCCACCUUCCAGCCACCGGCUCCCUACAAGCCAGGCUCCCCUCCUUCGUCCUCAGCUUCCUCAUUCCGCGUGGCCACCCCGCCGGGAUACAGGUUGGCUUCUUCCCCGGCGGCGGGUGGCUACAAGGCUCCCUCGCCCGCCCCCAUUGCCCCCCCGGCCCCUGGAAGCAUGGCUGCCCCUCCCCCACCCCUGCCUCUCAGUGCUGCACAGAUCAAACAAGAGCCUUCAGAGGACUAUGAGCCCCCAGAGAGCCCGAUGCCCCCCGUGCGGAGUCCCUCGCCAGCCCCCAAAGUGGUGGAUGUACCAAGUCAUGCCAGCCAGUCGGCCAGGUUCAACAAACAUCUGGAUCGUGGCUUCAACUCUUGCUCACGGACGGACCUCUACUUCGUGCCCCUGGAUGGCUCCAAACUGGCCAAGAAACGGGCAGACCUAGUUGAGAAGGUGCGCAGGGAGGCUGAACAGAAGGCCCGGGAAGAGAAGGAGCGUGAAAGGGAGCGAGAACGGGAGAAGGAGCGGGAGAGGGAGAAGGAGAGAGAGCUGGAACGAAGUGUGAAGGUGGCACAAGAAGGCCGUCCAGUGGAGUGCCCAUCUCUUGGCCCCGUCCCUCACCGCCCAUCCUUUGAGCAGGGCAGUGCAGUAGCUACUGUCCCACCAUACCUGGGCCCCGACACACCAGCCCUUCGUACCCUCAGCGAGUACGCCCGGCCUCACGUCAUGUCUCCGAGCAACCGCAACCACCCCUUCUAUGUGCCACUGGGUGCUGUUGACCCCGGAUUGCUGGGCUACAAUGUGCCGGCCAUCUACAGCAGUGACCCGGCCACACGCGAGAGGGAGCUGAGAGAACGGGAGGCUCGUGAGCGAGACCUCAGGGACCGGGACCUGCGCGAGCGCCUUAAGCCUGGCUUUGAAGUCAAGCCAGCGGAGUUAGAGCAGCUCCACGCUGUGCCCAGCGCUGCCAUGGAUCCUUUCCCACGGCAUGGGGGGCUGGCUCUGCAGGCGGGCCCCGGCCUGCACCCUGCUUUCCCCUUCCACCCAGGGCUGGGCCACCUGGAGCGGGAACGGCUAGCGCUGGCUGCCGGCCCAGCCCUGCGCCCAGACAUGUCCUAUGCGGAGCGCUUGGCAGCGGAGCGGCAACAUGCCGAGAGAGUGGCUGCUCUGAGCAAUGACCCCCUGGCUCGGCUGCAGAUGCUCAACGUGACUCCCCACCAUCACCAGCAUUCCCACAUCCACUCCCACCUCCACCUCCACCAGCAGGACGCCAUCCAUGCAGCUUCAGCAUCGGUCCACCCCCUUAUUGAUCCACUGGCUUCUGGGUCACAUCUCACUCGGAUACCCUACCCAGCUGGGACCAUCCCUAAUCCACUUCUUCCUCACCCACUCCAUGAAAAUGAGGUGUUGCGCCACCAGCUUUUUGCUGCCCCCUACAGAGACCUUCCCGGUUCUCUCUCUGCUCCGAUGUCUGCAGCACAUCAGCUCCAAGCCAUGCAUGCACAGUCGGCAGAGCUGCAGCGCCUGGCCCUGGAACAGCAGCAGUGGCUGCACGCCCACCACCCCCUGCACGGAGUGCCGCUCCCCACGCAGGAGGAUUACUACAGUCACCUGAAAAAGGAAAGUGACAAGCCCCUUUAAAUGGAUCCCAUUACCCAUGAUGACUUCAUCACACCUUUUACUUCUUCAAAAGAAAGAGUGAGAGUGAGAGAGAGAGCGAGCGAGAGAGAGAGAAGAGAAAACCAACCAACCAACCAAGCUGUGGGCGAAGGGGAAGCUGCACAAUGACGGACACAACUGAUGUUGUUGAGCAGAAGAGUGAGGAGCAACCACGCUGGGAGGGAGGAGGGUGGCAAGUGGGAAGGACAGUGGGGUGUGAAACACCAGCAAGGAUUUGGGAUAAAUGUCUUGAUUUUCAGUAAUAUCCAGUAAGCAGAGGUAUAAACCGUCGUGCAACUCUUCUCUGCCCUUUCCCUCUGACCCGGCUUUUGGGGCAGAUGUGGCUAAUCCGCAGGAGCUCAAAGGACGAUGGGACUAAAUAUGCUGCCCUUCCUCCACACCUUGACACGCAAAAUAGUCCAGAGGAACAAUGCAUCGUCGGACUGUUCAAGGCGUCGUCGUCACGCUCUUGCUCAACUCUCGAGGGCCAAGACAAGUGGUGCCUAGCACCACGGGACUGUUUCGAGAGGGCAGCUGCUUUUUUAACCAUGCCUUGAAGGAACAUUGGUGGUAGAGAGUGUGGUGGGGACUGUUUUUAGGAUGGCAAUUGUCUUUUCCUCUCCUGUCUCCCUGGAGAAAGAUGAUGUGGCCAAAGAUGCAAGGCAUGGUGGGACUGUUUCCAAGAGGGCAGUUGCCCCUUUCCCCUUCACCCAUCCCAGUUGAUGUACUUUAACUCAUGCACAUCCCGUUAGACGUGGCGGUUUUGCGUAGCAAUUUGUGAUUCCUUGAACUCCCCGUAUGUGUGUCUAAUCUCACGGUUGUAUAUCUUGAUCUGUCCUCAUAUAUAUUUACAUAAGAACAUUAAAAGAUACCGAACUAUGGGAGAAGGAUCUCCCUACACACCCAA
Molecule: messenger RNA, 4967 nt
Organism: Hemicordylus capensis (graceful crag lizard)
Lineage: Eukaryota; Metazoa; Chordata; Lepidosauria; Squamata; Cordylidae
Gene: ATN1
Product: atrophin 1
Exons: 10
Coding region: 464-4042 (1192 amino acids)
Cellular component (GO): nucleus
Molecular function (GO): transcription corepressor activity
Source: RefSeq, a predicted model, not a curated record